Panicum hallii is the source of this 1911-nucleotide messenger RNA. Its product is annotated as ELMO domain-containing protein A. The transcript has 9 exons. Bases 881 to 1591 code for a protein of 236 amino acids. The record is from RefSeq and is a predicted model, not a curated record. Lineage: Eukaryota; Viridiplantae; Streptophyta; Magnoliopsida; Poales; Poaceae.
AUUAUAAAUAUAUUGAAAGAGAAUUAAAAGAAGUCUUUACAAACCAGACUUAGGACACAACGAAAGAAAGAAAGAAAAUGAGGAGGAGCAACAAAAGUAACCAAAGCCGUCUGAAAAUAUGGCUCUCCGGACCGAUGCAUGUCUUAUUCCGUCUUCCUUUUCUUUUUCUUAGAUCGAGGUCUUUUAGCCAAAUUAUCUUUGGUGAGAAUCUUUUUCUCGAACACUCUUUGGUGAGAAUCACUCCUUAAUGAUACUUGAUCGUAUUUGAUAUGAAUUUGAACAGAAAGAUACCCGUUAACAAGAGCAGCGUGGUCAGCUUAUUCCUUAAUGGUCAGCCAAGGAAGAAAUUUUUUGCAGACAAAGAAAGGGAGGGAUGGAUGGUUGGGCGGCAUGAGCGGGCGGCGUGCCUAAAACCCGCGCCUGUCGCCAACAUGGGGGAGAGGAUAGAGAGAGAAAUAGCAUGUCUUGAGCUGGCAUAGUUUCCAGCGACGAUCCUCGCAGGGCAGGGGCAGGGGCAGGGCUGGUCGACGGAGAGAUUGGGGAACCUGGAAUAAUCCAUUCCCAAUUCUCCAAUCUCUUCCCUCCCUCCCCUUCGUCAAUCUCCAGCUCUCAUCCAGCAGCAACAGGAGGAGAACACAGGAUCCUGUGUAUGCCUCCUCCAAAACGACCAGCAACAAACAGCAAGGGGGCAGAGGGAUACGUAUGUGUGUUCAUGGAUCAUGGUUCCCCACUUAGCUCCUGAUGCGCCGCCCUCGUCCCCGCACAUUGAUUGAUCCAUUGAUUUACUAGCUAGUCCAUUCACAUUGACAAAGAGUGCCUCCUUCAAUUUGAUGGGCAUUCCGUUGACAUCUCAACUCCAACGCCAACAGUUGAUGCUAGUAUGGUUGGAAAUAGGACAUGGUUUGGAGGGCUCUUCAACAGCUCAGGAAAAAGGCGACAAGUCAGUGCAGAGAAGAUAGUGCUUGAUCUGACCCCUCUUCAGGAACAGAGAUUGCAAAAAUUGAAGGAAAGGCUAAAUGUACCUUAUGAUGAAUCUCGGCCAGAACAUCAGGAAUCACUCAGGGCUCUUUGGAAUGCCUCCUUUCCUGAUACGGAGCUAAAUAGCUUAGUUUCAGCACAGUGGAAAGAUAUGGGGUGGCAGGGCGUCAACCCAGCGACUGAUUUCAGGGGCUGUGGAUUUAUUUCACUUGAGAACCUUUUGUUUUUCGCAAGAACAUAUCCGCAGGCUCCUUUCAAGAGGCUGAUGCUGAAGCAGCAAGGAAUGCGAGCUGUGUGGGAGUACCCCUUUGCGGUCGCCGGUAUAAACAUCUCAUACAUGCUGAUUCAGCUGCUGGAGCUCAACUCAGCGCGGCCGAAAUCUUUGCCAGGGAUUAACUUUAUCAAAGUGUUGACAGAACACGAGGAUGCAUUCGACGUGCUCUACUGCAUCGCUUUCGAGAUGAUGGAUGCUCAGUGGCUAGCAAUGCGAGCGUCGUAUAUGCAGUUCAAAGAGGUGUUGGAGGCCACAAAGCAGCAGCUUGAGAGGGAGCUCUCCCUGGAGGAUCUCAACAGCAUCCAUGACCUCCCAGCUUACAACCUCUUGUGCAAAUAGUAGGUGGAUUAUGAUCCCAUCAAGGGGAAAAGAUGAAUUCAAAACACAAAUGAUGAUCUGCAGCAUCAGCCUGUAAAAGAGAAGAGAAUGCACCAUCCAACUUGUACUCUCUGUGUCCAUCUCCUGUUGAUGGAAAUGCGACACAGUUUUGCCGAGGAGCCUAUACUAUACCAGGGACACACAUACUAUGUAUAUAAACGGUUGCGCGUGUAUAUACAUCACCGGGACUUAUUAUGCAAGAGCAAAUAUGUAUAAACUAGGUAGCUUGUCCUCUUGUUUUGGAUUUUAAUUAUGAAGUACGGUAGGCAUCAAUGCAAAUU